Molecule: messenger RNA, 1147 nt
Organism: Olea europaea var. sylvestris
Lineage: Eukaryota; Viridiplantae; Streptophyta; Magnoliopsida; Lamiales; Oleaceae
Product: probable prolyl 4-hydroxylase 9
Exons: 8
Coding region: 91-978 (295 amino acids)
Biological process (GO): peptidyl-proline hydroxylation to 4-hydroxy-L-proline
Cellular component (GO): endoplasmic reticulum
Molecular function (GO): L-ascorbic acid binding; procollagen-proline 4-dioxygenase activity; iron ion binding
Source: RefSeq, a predicted model, not a curated record
GGAAAAGAAAGAACAAGAAAGAAAACUAUGUUUAGCUGGUGAAAGAAUAAGACUAAUCGCCAUUGAUGUUUUUGAUCAAGGAAAAAAAAAAUGAAGAACAAAGGAAGCAAACUUGGGGGCGGAAAUUGGAUGAUUUCAGGGUUGCCAUCCAUUUUCUUGCUAUGCAUAUUCUUUUUUCUUGCCGGGUUCUUUGGUUCUAGUCUCUUCUCUCAGCAGGGAGUGUCGAGUACUUCUUUAAGGACUUGGCCUCGGGGACUGCAGGAAGAGAAGACGAAGAAGAAAGAAUUUGAUGCUUUGCCACGGGGAAAGACUGGAGAGAAUUCUCUCACUUCGAUCCCUUUUCAGAUUUUGAGCUGGAAUCCACGGGCAUUAUACUUUCCAAAUUUUGCUAGUGCAGAACAAUGCAAAAGCAUAAUCGAAAUUGCAAGGGCACGCCUUGAACCAUCUUCCUUAGCACUACGUGAGGGAGAAACAGCUGAAAAUACCAAAGGUAUUAGGACAAGUUCUGGCAUGUUUAUAAGUGCAUCGGAAGACAAAACUGGAAUCUUGUAUCAGAUUGAGGCAAAAAUUGCAAAAGCAACAAUGAUCCCCAGAUCCCAUGGAGAGGCCUUCAAUGUCUUGCGUUAUGAGAUCGGUCAGAGAUAUCAUUCUCAUUAUGAUGCUUUCAAUCCUGCUGAAUACGGUCCACAGAAGAGCCAAAGGGUUGCUUCUUUCUUGUUGUAUUUGUCUGAGGUCGAAGAAGGGGGUGAAACCAUGUUCCCUUUGGAGAACGGGCUAAACACGGACGCUACUUAUGAUUUUCGUAAAUGUAUGGGUAUGAAAGUAAAGCCGCACCAAGGAGAUGGACUUCUGUUCUACUCGCUAUUCCCUAAUGGUACUAUUGACCCGACAUCUCUUCAUGGGAGCUGCCCAGUGAUCAAGGGGGAAAAAUGGGUAGCCACAAAGUGGAUCAGGGAUCAAGAUCAGGAAGAAGAGUAAGUUUAUGUUAACUGGUCGAAUUAGAUUGGACGUCCAUUUUUAUGGAAAGUUAGGAAGAUUUAUCUCGUGUCUGGUACUGCAUGGUUCUACUCUGCAAGAACUCCGAAUCAUUCUCUUGAAGAGUUCCAAAUAAGUUUUAUGUAGUGCAUAGAAAUACUAGCAAAAUCUA